This is a messenger RNA of Liolophura sinensis, 1236 nucleotides long. Its product is annotated as sigma intracellular receptor 2-like. The record is from RefSeq and is a predicted model, not a curated record. Bases 245 to 769 code for a protein of 174 amino acids. Lineage: Eukaryota; Metazoa; Mollusca; Polyplacophora; Chitonida; Chitonidae. Gene Ontology annotation, cellular component: endoplasmic reticulum. The transcript is spliced from 3 exons.
CUAUGGGCUGUGACCGCAAGGCUACUCCCCUGGCUCGCCCAUGUGGAACUCCCAUGAACGAAGUACCCUCAUCCUGAUAUUCCGUGUACAUCAAAUGUAUGCACAGGACAUGUCAGACCGGCAAAUCAUUCAUCGUGUGGUUGGCGCUGAUCGGUGUAAGGUAGGCAACUCCUGCGUGACCUGUAUCGUAAACAAAGUGGCGUGACUUGGCAGGCAGGCGGACAUAGGGUCUCAAACAGCAACGAUGGCACGCUUGCUGGACGUGGUUUGGUGCCUGUACUUCGCCACACAUAUUCCAAUUACGAUAUUCGUUGAUUCUCAGGCGCUGUUUUCUUCCACGUAUUACCCGGAUGCACUGGUGGAACUGAAGACUUGGUACACAAGGGAAUUCAAAGACUGUUUGAUGGCCGACCCAACCGCAUGGUUUCUCUCGUUUGUUGUGUGUGAAAUGCUCAUACAGUUCCCAUACAUCCUUGUUGCGACAUAUGCUUUCUUUAAAGGGCCUCGUGCGUGUCCUUGGAUUCGUAUUCCUAACAUGAUCUACUCAUCCCAUGUGAUCACAACGCUGGUCGCCAUUGGCUUCCACAUCAUGCUCCAUGAUGCCAGCCAAUCAAAAGUCCCCUGCCCAAAGACGCAGAAGGAAAGGUUGACUUUGCUUGCUAUUUACUCACCGUAUUUCAUCAUUCCUUUACUGAUGUUACUUGACGGACUGUUCAAUAGCUCCGCCUACCUUCCCCUGGAGGGAAAAGGUGGUAAGAAGAGAAGAUAACUCUAUCGGUACAUGUACAAUGAGGUGAGCUGUUAUGGUAGUUAAAAAUUAAAGAUUGUCGUUGGCCCAUACAUUUGAAAGAGAAAAAAAUAUUAUUUCGUGAGGGAUUUUUUUUAGAAAAAAAGAAAUAUGAAACUUUUGAAUGACUAUGAAAUUGAUGUUGAACAGAAUUGUCAAUAAUUUGUGACCUGUGCGUAAAUAAAUGCGAUAAUAAGAUAUCACUCGCCCAGAGAAGAAAUACUGUAAAAUUAUAUACAGGCCAUUAUAUUUUCUGAGUGACAUGACAGUGGUGCCUAAAGAAGGCUACUCAGGUGAAUAUAUUACCAAUGAGUUAAGUGACAGUAGUGCCCAAAGUAGUCUGCUAAGGUGAAUAUAUUACCAUUAAGUGACAAUAGUGCCCAAAGUAUGUUGCUCAGGUGAAUAUAGCAAAAUUGUUUUCGCACUGACCUCAUUACAGUAUGAUUGGA